This is a messenger RNA of Telopea speciosissima, 1460 nucleotides long. RefSeq names its product nucleolin 2-like. Bases 122 to 1444 code for a protein of 440 amino acids. Gene Ontology annotation, molecular function: RNA binding. Lineage: Eukaryota; Viridiplantae; Streptophyta; Magnoliopsida; Proteales; Proteaceae. The record is from RefSeq and is a predicted model, not a curated record. The transcript is spliced from 12 exons.
UGUAUAAAAGUGUAGGCAGUGUUUGUGUCUUCUCUCUUUUCUAAAACCCUAAAAAGCCUACUAGGGUUUUUGCAGCUUCCACCUACCUCGAAUCGCUUAGGCUUUACUGCAAUUUCUCGAAAUGGGAAAGAAAUCAGCUCAACAGGUAGCUAAAGCUGUCUCUGUUACUCCACCUACGAAAUCAGCAAAGAAAGGUAAGAGGAAUGCCGGGGAGACCAUUGAGAAACUGGUGAGUGCCAAGAAGCAGAAGAUAGCUGAGGAAGUGCUUCUAAAGAAACAGAACAGAAACGUUAUAACGAAAAAGAAGAAAGAAGCCAGCAGCUCGGAGGGUAUUUCAUCUGAAUCCGAAGAGGAAAUUGAAGCAAAGGUCAAUAAGUUGCCAGCUGCUAAGGCUAAGAAUGGCCAUGCACUAGUUUCAAAGAAGAAAGAUGAAUCCAGUGAUGGUUCUGAUUCAGAUAUCAGUUCAGACGAGGAUGAUCCUACCAAUGCACCAAAGGAAGGCAGUAUUUCUGAGGAUGGUUCAUCUGAGGAGGAAAGUGAGGACGAAGAACCUGCCAAGACUCCAAACAAUAAUUUGUCAACAAAAGCAUCGAAGGAAAGCAACAGUUCUGAGGACUCUUCUGAUGAGGAGGAAAGUGAGGAGGAGCAACCAGCUAAGACCCCAAAGAACAAUCACAUAACUCCAGCUGCACCAAAUGUUCAAACCACUGGGUCAAAAACAUUGUUUGUGGGGAACCUAUCAUUCAGUAUCGAAAGGACUGACGUGGAGGAGUUCUUCAAAGAUGCUGGUGAAGUUGUUGAUGUCCGUUUCUCAUCAAAUAAUGAAGGAAAAUUUAGGGGAUAUGGGCAUGUUGAAUUUGCCACUGAAGGAGAAGCAAAGAAGGCUCUUGAAUUAAAUGGUCAAGAUUUAUUGGGUCGGCCUGUCAAACUUGACAUUGCUCGUGAGAGAGGCUCGAAUACCCCACAAAGCAGCAAAGAGAGCAACUCAUACCAAAAAGGAGGUAAAGGCCAGGCCCGGACUAUAUUUGUACGUGGUUUUGAUACAUCUACUGGAGAGGAUGAGAUUCGGAGCACAUUGGAAGAGCAUUUUGAGUCUUGUGGAGAAAUUUCAAGGGUGUCUAUUCCAAAGGAUUAUGAAACUGGUGGUCCUAAGGGGAUUGCUUAUAUUGACUUCCCGAAUGAGGAUAGUUUUUCAAAAGCUCUAGAACUCAACGGAUGUGAUCUUGGAGGUUGUUCGUUAGUGGUGGAAGAAGCAAAGCCAAGGGCUGAUAAUCGUGAUGGUGGUGGUAGUGGUAGGGGUGGUCGUGGUAGUGGAAGGGGUGGUCGUGGCAGGAGUGGUGGUAGAGAUAGCGGUGGCCGAUUUGGUGGCCGGCGUGGAGGUGGUGGCAGAGGAGGCCGCUUUGGUGGUGGUGGCAGGGGACGUGGAACAAAUGGGUCAGGUUAGACAUUCUUAGUUUUAU